Armigeres subalbatus is the source of this 1411-nucleotide messenger RNA. RefSeq names its product lipase 3-like. The record is from RefSeq and is a predicted model, not a curated record. The transcript has 3 exons. The coding region runs from base 120 to 1406 and encodes 428 amino acids. NCBI's taxonomy places the organism in Eukaryota, Metazoa, Arthropoda, Insecta, Diptera, Culicidae. Gene Ontology annotation, molecular function: hydrolase activity, acting on ester bonds.
UUGAACUUGGCUCAGUUCUGAUCAGAACGUUGCCUCGGCGGUUGUCUACCCGGUCGUAGUUCGAUACGCGAUUUACUGUUUGUUUUUCGGAUCCUAUAUUUUCCUUACGACACAACAACAUGGGAGCAUUUCGAUGCUGGUGCUUGCUAUUUUCGGCGGUUGUGGUAUUGAACGGUGCAGUUUUAGGAUAUCCAGAUGAAGAUGAUUUUUCAAAAAGAGAAAACGACAUUCAAACGGACCAGGAAGAUAAUUGGUUUCAAAUCGAUGAUACUGAUGGAGACUUAACAGUUCCAGAGUUGAUCGAAAAGUAUGGCUACAAGGUGGAGGUACACUCGGUAACCACCGAGGACGGGUACAUGCUUACACUGUUCCGAAUAAUGCCACGGAAACCGUCAACAUCGAAAAAACUCCCCGUCUUUGUGAUGCACGGCUUGCUUGGCAGUUCGGCAGAUUUCGUUAUCACCGGACCUAACAACAGCCUCGCCUACUAUCUUGCCGAUGACGGUUACGAAGUGUGGUUGGGGAACGCCCGGGGAACGCGGUAUUCGAGGCGUCACAAGGAAUUGUCGGUUCAUUCGGAGGAGUAUUGGGACUUCAGCUGGCAUGAAAUCGGCUACUACGAUCUGCCCGCCAUGAUUGAUUAUGCGUUGAACAAAACCGGAUCGGACAAAUUGCAAUACGUUGGACAUUCGCAAGGCACCACCACGUACUUUGCAAUGACCAGUUCACGCCCAGAGUACAACCAGAAGAUUGCUCUAAUGACGGCCCUCUCGCCAGCGGUGGUGCUCAAAAGAGUGCGAAGUCCAAUACUUCAAGUACUACUUAAUCUAGCGGAUCAAAUUAUGGGUGUCUUCAAUUCCCUGAAUGUCCACGAAUUUCUCCCAUAUAAUGAGAAUAACCACAAAUUAAUGCAGUCUCUAUGCCCGAAAAAUACUAAGGAUACUGUAUGUGAGGAGUUUAUUGGACAGUUGACUGGCCCUCAUCCAGAGACCUAUUCUCCGAAACUUAUGGCUGCUUACACGGGACACGCUCCGUCAGGUGCAUCCGUUCGGCAGCUAAUGCAUUUUGCCCAAGUCGCCCGAACGGGCCACUUCCGGCAGUACGAUCACGGCCGGAAGGAGAAUCUUCAGACCUACAGCCACUGGAAACCGCCGAUGUACAACCUGACGGCCUCGUCCGCUCCGGUGCUGAUCUACUACGGGCGCAAUGACUGGAUGGUCCAUCCACGGGACGUCCAGGAAUUCUACAAGAUGUUGCCCCGUGUGGUGGCGGCGAACCUGGUGGCGGACAAAAAGUUCAACCAUCUCGAUUUCAUUCUGGCGAAAAAUGCGCGCACCGACGUGUACGAUAAUAUGCGACCGGUGCUCGAACGGUACAACACAAUAAACGAUCCCUCGGUGCGGUAAAUGAU